AUGCAAGCGGAGCAUGUGGUGCCUCGUGCUGAAGGAAGUCAUUGGAACAUGCCAGCAUUGCGGAACACGACUGAUCGUCUGCAUCAUGCGCCAAUGGGCAGGUUCGACAAAGAGGAACCACAAUAUCCUACGCCAGAACCGAAGCGAGAUUCCACCACCGUGAUAACAGGCUCGUCCACUACCACUCCGUUACCAGCUUUUCGCCCGUACAUCGGCCCGGAGCAGAUCACAGGCAGUCAUAUGGCUCGAGAAGUGUACAACAUCAGACAUCAUGGGAAACCGCGCUUUGUAAAAAUAGAUCUCCUCAAUGAAUAG
Messenger RNA from Cooperia oncophora, 315 nucleotides. Lineage: Eukaryota; Metazoa; Nematoda; Chromadorea; Rhabditida; Trichostrongylidae. The record is from the annotation of a GenBank genome assembly.